UAAAACAUUGGAUUGGACGUGUCACGUGUGUUUGUUAUGAUAUUAAUGACCACGAGGUGUUUUAUUUUGCGGGAAAUACACAUCCAAGUUACCCAAAUUCAAAGAUUUCUGAAUAAGUUGGAUUUAUAGCAAUGAUUUCGUUCGAAGUGAACAAUAACACUUGUGAUCCAUAUAUUUCUCGACCAAGAAGACAGCGACAUGAUUCUGGACGACAUUUUGACUCGAAUGGACCAACAGAAAGGCAUUUGGACAUCCGAGGGGUACUGGAAAUCUUGAGGAAGAAUGAAAACUAUACUGGCGGUGUCAAUUGUGCAGUUUGUGGAAAAUUAUACAAAAGCAGGGUGUGUUUUAUAAAGCAUAUCUGGGAACACACUGUCUAUUGGGAUGAGUUUGAUGGAGCCAAGAAUCACGAGAGAGUGUUGUCAAUACAAGCAGCUUUGAUUUUACAUACAGGAUUCCAAGUGCUGACCCUGGAAGAAAGCAAUCAGUUGGAAAAUUUGUUGGUGACGUCGCCUAAUGAGAAAAAAGAAUCAGAGUAUGGGUCUCCGGAUUUCAAGAAAAGGCCAAGAACACCAAAGAAGUCACCAUGGAAACGAAAGAAAUCCUUUGAGUUAUGAAACUUGGAACUGUACAGGAUUUGUGUACAUUUGUAACUAAAAGUAAAACAUUUUAAUAUUGUUAUUGAUGUAAAAUUUCUUAUGUGCAAUAUUUUUUUUUGUGUUAACAGGGCACCUCAUAUAUGGAGUAUAUCUGGUAGAUAUCAAUUCAAAUAUUAUUUACAAUGAUUUGAAAGUUUAAUUUGUUUGUUGUGAUUUUUUUAGGGGGUUAGAAAAUGUAUCAUUUAAAGUUUAAAGAUGCAUUAUAUAUGUUUGAAGAUUCUGCAUUGAAUUAAGUAAGUAAGUAAGUACAAAUGUAAGUAAAUUUUAUUUUGAGACGGCAUAUAUAUAUAUAUAUAUGGACCAUAAUUUGGUAUUCGGCCUUUGG
Molecule: messenger RNA, 984 nt
Organism: Mytilus trossulus (common blue mussel)
Lineage: Eukaryota; Metazoa; Mollusca; Bivalvia; Mytilida; Mytilidae
Exons: 2
Coding region: 132-617 (161 amino acids)
Source: RefSeq, a predicted model, not a curated record